AUGCCUCUGGUUCUUCAGCCUGCUAACGAGGCCGACGCCGCGCGCGCUGUGGAGAUCGAAUAUCUCGCCUAUGCUUCCAACCCCCUUAAUCCCAUCCUGUUCCCAGGACCAUUUCCGCCGGAAGCGAAGAAUGAGCGUGCAGAAGGACUUAUCAAGCAACUCCACGAAGAUCCCACCACUCGAUGGAUGAAGGUGGUAGAUACCGAGACCGGUGAGAUCGCCGCAUUUGCGAAGUGGAAUAUCAUCCAAGAACCCAGAGAGCCUGCCCGGACUAGACAAUUUGGUCCUGGGUGCAAUGUGCAGGCCUGUGAGGAGUUUUUUGGAGGAAUCCAUGCAAAGCGAAAUGAACUGAUGGGAGGGAGGCGGUACUGCUACGGAUCCAAAACACCAGGGACGUGGUGCAGGAGGGAUGCUGAUCAAAUGGGGCCUUAUAUCGCCGACGAGCUCCACCUUCCUGCGUACCUGGAAUCAUCUCCUGCCGCCCAUAGCCUGUACCAGAAAUUCGGCUUCCGAGAUGUUGACAGAUUGACACUAGAUCCGAAAUGGGACUAUGGAUCAGCAGAUGCAUCCAUUUGCUUCAUGCUUAGGGAUGCCAAAUAG
Molecule: messenger RNA, 600 nt
Organism: Fonsecaea erecta
Lineage: Eukaryota; Fungi; Ascomycota; Eurotiomycetes; Chaetothyriales; Herpotrichiellaceae
Exons: 2
Coding region: 1-600 (199 amino acids)
Source: RefSeq, a predicted model, not a curated record